Molecule: messenger RNA, 980 nt
Organism: Drosophila kikkawai
Lineage: Eukaryota; Metazoa; Arthropoda; Insecta; Diptera; Drosophilidae
Product: adipocyte plasma membrane-associated protein Hemomucin
Source: RefSeq, a predicted model, not a curated record
CACACAUGCCAGGAGCCACGAGAGAAGCGUAGACAAGGUCAGAAGGUUAUCGCCGGCGAUAAGCUUCUCCGCGGCAGUCCGAUUCAGGCCAACGGGAGAAGCUUCGUCAGACCGAAAUAGUUGAGCUGCAGACAACGCCAUGAGCAGAUCCCUCGUCCUGAUCCUUUUGCUGGCUCUCAGCAGCCUGGAGCUGCUGCAGGCCCGCUCCCUGCCGGACAGACCGCACAGGCGGUACAUACGCAGACGCGUGUCGCCCACGAACCCGGAUGUGGAGAUUGUGGAGGUCAGGGAUGUGUACCUCAUACAGCGGCCCAAGAAGGUGGUCACCACGAUCGACGAGGAUGAGCUGGACUGGCGCAUUCGCUGCGACUUCAAUCCGAGUCUCGAUGAGUGCAAAAGUUUAGGCAAAAAACCAGUGGCUUCUGCUUUACCAACAACUAAAGCCACCACUACCACCACCACACCGAGACCCACAACCACUGCCACCACUCCUGAGGCGAUUUUAGAUGAUUGUGACUUUAAUCCCACUUUAGAAAAAUGCGCUCCUUCCACCACUUCCACCACUUCAACUUCUUCUACGACAACCACCACAACCACAACGGAGUUGCCUGUGCUGGCGGAAUCCACAGAACCUGAACCGGAAUACGAUGAAGAACCCGAAGAAGAAACCGAAACCCAGCCAGAAACCGAAACCGAAACCCAAACAGAAACCCAACCCGAACCGGAGGAGCCUGAUUAUGAAGCACAACCAAAUCCUGACGAGAAUAUUGAACUGGAAGAGGACAAUGGCGACGAUGAUGAUGGCGAUGAAGACGAGCCAGAGGAUGCGGAUGAUGAUGACACUGAUACCAACAAUGAGGAAGGAUCCAGUUUCAUAGGGUUUAAUGAUCAGUCCGAGUGGAAUUAAUCUGGAUAACUUUCCAAAAGCGGAAGCUUGUUUCCUAAAUUGAUUUGCAAUAAAUUACGGAAAUAAUAGUGGA